ACUGGCAGCUAGCAGUGACACUUUUUGUGGCACCGCCGGAUGCCACGGUUAAUGCCACUGUUUGUGCCACUAGCAGUGACACUUUUUGUGGCACCGAAGCAUCCGCACUUGACUUAGCCUAUCGCUGUGUUACGGAAGUAGACACGCAUGCGCACUCACGUACUGCUGACUGAACUCCGGUCGAUAUCUAUGGAUAGCAGGCAGGCCAAGCGGCGUAUCGGCGUACCCAUAGAUACCGGUGGAAGAGCGGCGUACCGCCAGCAGAUCUUUUCCCGGAACUGCGUUCCGCCACCAGAUCUUUUGCCGGUACGCAGUUCCGGACCGUUCCGGCUUACUUUCACCCCUGAUGGCAUCUCCCUCGGACAGCUGAAUAAACCAUGGCAUCUCGCCCAAACAGCGUGGGUGGCGCCAUAUCAUUCAUCAAACAGUCUGCUCAGUCAACUCACGUGUGGACAGUUUCCUGUUAGGGGGGUAAUCUGAUCAACACGCUAUAUGUCCUGUUUCGAAGAGUUUCUAAGCUAUGGAUGAAUUACCUGCGGACCUCAAAGCUUUUCUUCUUAAUCACCCGUUUCUUCAGCUUACGGAUGCUAAAAAGAUCAAAUGCACUCUGAACGGCCACGAGUUUCCUUGCAACCUGACGGAGCUACAGAAGUUCACAACAGGGAAGAAAUAUGAGAAACUGAGUGCAGCAGCAGAGUUCAACUAUAGCCAAUAUGAGCCACACAUUGUUCCAAGCACAAAGCAACCCAAUCAGCUCUUCUGUAAGCUGACCCUCCGACAUCUCAACCGACAGCCGCACCACGUCCUAAGACAUGUUAAUGGAAAACGUUUCAAGAAAGGCCUCUCUAAAUAUGAAGACUGUGUGAAACAGGGGAUUGAAUACGUUCCUGCCAGACUGAAACAGAAAAGACCCAAAGACACCAGAGAGGAGGUCAGUCGGGGGAAGCCCUCGAAACGUGGAAACGACUUGUGGGAACCGUCGUCCAGUGAAGAGGAUCACAGUGACUCAGAAGACAGCAUGAGUGACCUCUAUCCUCCUUCUAUGUUCAGUUUAAAAAACCCAGCAGAAGAAAGUAUGGAGGGUGAAAAGGAUGAGGAGGAAGAUGAUUUCCAAACAGAUGAGGACGAUGAGGAGGAGGAAAUGGAGGUGGAGAAGCAGGUGGUGCAGAAGCGCAAAAAGGUUCAAGGCGGCGGUUUUCAGAAGAAAUUCCGAAAUAACAAUUGGAAAUCAGGGCGCAAGAAACAAGGAAAAGUGCGAAAUGGAAAAUAAAAUCCAAAAGCAUAUCUGUACAGUAUUUUUAUAUCUGUCAAUACACAUGCAGGAGUGUCAUUUUGGUGUCUAAGAACUUUGAGCAUCCAUCACCACGGAUGUUUGUGAUUUCUGACAAAGGCUUUCUAUUUUCCAUGUUGUCAUGUUGCACAGUUCCAACGAAGCUGGUUUACAUGACAUGCAAAAAAGGGUUGUGAAAGUUUACACAUCAUUUGGACUGGAUAAGCCCUGAUGUCUGGUUUGCAGUCAAAUGCACCAGUGUAAAAUACAGCUCCAUUUGGAUUUGCAAA
This is a messenger RNA of Acanthochromis polyacanthus (spiny chromis), 1560 nucleotides long. RefSeq names its product surfeit 2 (gene surf2). Bases 521 to 1270 code for a protein of 249 amino acids. The transcript is spliced from 7 exons. NCBI's taxonomy places the organism in Eukaryota, Metazoa, Chordata, Actinopteri, Pomacentridae. The record is from RefSeq and is a predicted model, not a curated record.